Molecule: messenger RNA, 1000 nt
Organism: Phycodurus eques (leafy seadragon)
Lineage: Eukaryota; Metazoa; Chordata; Actinopteri; Syngnathiformes; Syngnathidae
Gene: igfbp2a
Product: insulin-like growth factor binding protein 2a
Exons: 4
Coding region: 14-874 (286 amino acids)
Biological process (GO): regulation of insulin-like growth factor receptor signaling pathway
Cellular component (GO): extracellular region
Molecular function (GO): insulin-like growth factor II binding; insulin-like growth factor I binding
Source: RefSeq, a predicted model, not a curated record
CCAGCCCACGAUAAUGCCACAAAACCCACGGCAAAUAACAAUGCUCAAGCUCCACAGCCUGCUGGUCAUCACCGCGUCCCUCGCCGGCGCCUCGCUGGCGGAGAUGGUCUUCCGCUGCCCGGCGUGCACCGCGGAGCGCCAGGCUCUCUGUCCGCGGUUCAGCGAGCCUUGCGCCGAGAUCGUGCGCGAGCCGGGCUGCGGGUGCUGCCCUGUGUGCGCCCGGCAGGAGGGCGAGACGUGCGGCGUGUACACCCCGAGGUGUGUUGCUGGCUUGCGAUGCUACCCGUCGCCCGACUCGGAGCUUCCCCUGGAGCAACUGAUGCAGGGCCAGGGCCUGUGCCGGCACACGGUCGACACUGAAACCACGAGCCAGGAGCACCGGGAGCAGACCAGCGGUGAGACUAUGGAACUGUUGUCCGAGUCAGGUCUGAGUGACGUCCGCAUACCCAAUAAGGAGGGCACCUGGAUGGGAGCCAAGGAGAGCGCUGUGCGACAACAUCGUCAAGAGAUGAUGACCAAAAUGAAGACCAAUAAGGUGGAAGAGCUUAAACCUACACGACCCAAACAGACUCCGUGUCAGCAAGAGCUGGACCAAGUGCUUGAGAGGAUCUCCAAGAUGCCCUUCAGAGAUAAUCGAGGUCCCCUAGAGGACCUUUAUGCCCUGCACAUCCCCAAUUGCGACAGGAGGGGGCAGUAUAACCUCAAACAGUGCAAGAUGUCUCUUUAUGGUCAGAGGGGCGAGUGCUGGUGUGUAAGCCCCCACACCGGCCGACCCAUCCCAGCAGCCCCAACUGUGCGGGGCAACCCCAACUGCAGCCAGUACCUUCCAGAGCUGGAGCUGGAGCUGGAGCUGGCCAACAUGGAGCAGAUAUAAUGAUAAUGAAACAAAAAGGAACUAUAAAGCAUAUGGGUACAAACAAAAGUAUGUACCCAAGGUUAACUUGCAAUUGUUUACCGUCAGAGAGAGCAUUAUGUUAAACUUAACGUGUAAUAAAAAGAU